Helianthus annuus (common sunflower) is the source of this 997-nucleotide messenger RNA. RefSeq names its product 50S ribosomal protein L5, chloroplastic. The coding region runs from base 71 to 859 and encodes 262 amino acids. Gene Ontology annotation, cellular component: cytosolic large ribosomal subunit; ribosome. The transcript is spliced from 3 exons. Gene Ontology annotation, molecular function: structural constituent of ribosome; RNA binding. The record is from RefSeq and is a predicted model, not a curated record. NCBI's taxonomy places the organism in Eukaryota, Viridiplantae, Streptophyta, Magnoliopsida, Asterales, Asteraceae. Gene Ontology annotation, biological process: translation.
UCAUUUCCACAUAGUAUAAUUUGAUUACACUCUAUCUAUCCACAACCAGCAAACACACACCCCUCCUCCAAUGGCGCUUUUGCAAUCCUCUGCUUCUUCAUUUAUCUCUCAAUUUCCGGCGGUAACAUCCGUACGCUUAUCUCCGCCGUUCGGCAACCGCCACGGCGGAUUAUCGGUGAAGGCGGAAGCGGCGGCAGGGAUAGUGCUGGUGGAGAAAUCGGAAGCGGAUAAGGUUAAUCGCCUCAAAACAGCGUACCAGGAGAAAAUUGUUCCAUUGCUCAAAGAAGAGUUCAAUUACACUAAUCUUCAUCAGGUCCCGAAGGUUGAAAAAAUUGUGGUGAACUGUGGUAUUGGAGAUGCUGCACAGAAUAGCAAAGGUCUCGAUGCCGCAAUAAAUGACAUGGCGCUCAUCACAGGACAACGGCCUGUAAAAACAAAAGCAAAGAAUGCCAUUGCUACUUUUAAAAUCAGAGAAAAUCAAACGCUUGGAAUCGCCGUCACCCUUAGAGGAAAUGUGAUGUAUGCAUUUCUCGACCGAUUCAUUAACUUGGGUCUUCCUAGAACCCGUGAUUUCCAAGGGGUGAGUCCGAACAGCUUUGACGGGCAUGGUAACUACAGUGUCGGACUAAAGGAACAAAGUGUGUUCCCAGAACUAAGUUACGAUGCCCUUGGGAAACCACGAGGAAUGGAUGUCUGUAUAACCACAACAGCUCAAACCGAUAAAGAAGCUUACAAACUUUUAGCUUUAAUGGGAAUGCCGUUCCGUGAAGGCGCCGGGCCCACCGGCACCAUCGUUAGGAAGAAGAAGUUGAAAUCUCACCAUUUCAACACCAAAACCAAGCAAAAGUCACGAAGAUGAUCGCAUGAUGCGUGUUUUGGUUAAUUUUCUUGGUAUCGGAAGUUACGUUGUGUAGAUGUACCAUGCUACUAUAAACAUGUACUUUUGUCUUAAUUAGUAACUUAUAAUGCAAUGCAUAUUUAAGUCACAUACUUUAAA